AUGAUUCAACAUUUGCCUCCACCUCCUUAUCGUCGCAAGAAGCCGUUGCCUGAAAUCCCUCAACAAGAAAUGAUGCCUUCGUAUCCCAUGGCAACAACAUCACCACCACCUCCUCCCAUGCUACCACCCGAUUCUUAUUACUGUAACAGCAGUAUGCAAUCGACAUUGGGUCUACCUUCAGGUCUUUAUCGUCAACCAAGUCGACGACACAGUUUCACGGAUGCCAAGUAUUAUGUCAAUGAGGAUCCCAUGGGGAAAAGGCUUUCAAUGAUUCUUCCAUCAUCCGAGAGCACCAAGGUUGAAGAGCAAGAGCAGGAUGAACAACAACAACAACAACCAAUGAUGGGUGGAUCAAGUUACACAGAGGAACCCAAAUCAAUGCAUGGACCAGAAGAACGGCAACCAUCACCACCACCAAAGAAAAAGAAGCAACCUACCCCACCAACACUUGAGAAGCCAUUUGAUCCGUCACUAUCAAGACCUCAUCAUUCGCCCAAUACACCUGAUUGCCUUCCAUCACCAGUGACUCCCAUUCAAACCAAGAUACCUUCUCCUUGGGGAUCUAUGGUAUCUUUGGUUCCUGAUACACCAACCACACGUCAAACGACUGAUAGCAGUGUGAAUUCACCCACAUCCUCUUCUUCGGAUCAACAACAACAACAUGUUACUACUACCACCACUUCCACCACGGCUAUUGUUGCAAAACCUAUCGAGUCGUCGACAAUGGUAGUAGCUCAUGAUACCACGACCAUGGAAAAGGAUGCCAUCAUCAACACUCAACAGCAGCAGCAGCAGCAGCAACAACCUCCUCCAUCAUCGAAUCAAUCCCCCGAGGAUAUUCUGGAUCCAUACAAAAAGCCACGUUUCACAUGUAUUGCGUCGUACAGCUUGACACACAACAAGGAUGCUUUACGUACCUACCGCCGUAUGGCCACCAAGACACGUAGCCCCCAGGUUCAAAUGGCUUAUGCAAAAUACCUACUUGACGUGGCUCGUUUGUAUGUGGAUGGUGGUACCACCGCUACACCUUUGCGUCAACGGAUGCUCGAUGAAGCACGUUACUGGGUCAGCAAACUUGCAAAGCGCCUUGUGCCUGAAGCAUUGUAUAUCAAGGGACAAUGGCAUCUCGAGAGACAUCAAAUCGUCAAAGCUAUGAGAUAUUUUGAAAAGGCGGCAAAGAAUGGAUGGAUGCCAGCCUAUAUCGAUUUGGCAGAACAUGCAGAUCGUCAAGGGGAUUGGCACAAGGCGAUUGCUUAUUAUCGAUCAGCGGAUGGCUAUGCCGAUGCAACUUAUAAAAUGGCCAUGUUGCUGCUAAAACACAAUAUGGAUGAAGGCAUUCGUUUGCUAGAAAAGGCGGCCAAUCAACAACAUUCCGAAAAGAGUGGCAAGGCAGCUUUUGUUCUUUGCAAUCUUUAUUCACAUCAAGUCAAGACAAGUGCAGAGCGCAAUGACGCGAUGGCAUUCCGAUAUCUCAAACAAGCAGUACAAGCUGGCCUGGUCGAUGCUGUGCAUCGUAUGGGACAAGUGCAUACACACGGGCUACUCGGACAACCCAAAGAUCCAUGGCAAGGAUACCAAUGCUUUGUUAAAGCAGCUGAUGAUAAUCAUCCAAAGGCAAUGCUGGAUUUGGCCAAUGUUUAUGUGCAAGGGAUCCCAAGUUAUCUCAAUCCGCAACCUGAAAACGCUUUCCGUUGGUGUCAACGAGCUGCUGAUCGAGGUCUUAAAGAAGCCGAGUAUCUACUAGGCACUUUUUACGAAGAUGGGAUUGGCGUGAUGGUGGAUUAUCCUCGUGCACUCGAGUACUUUGGAAAAGCGGCUUCCAAGGGAUACACACUUGCAGCUGAAAAGCUUAAUCAACCGGUGAAUCAACACCAUGUGUCGAUGCGGUGUCACAAGCCUGAUGCAAACAACUGUACCAUCAUGUAA
This is a messenger RNA of Lichtheimia ornata, 1926 nucleotides long. RefSeq lists its product as uncharacterized. NCBI's taxonomy places the organism in Eukaryota, Fungi, Mucoromycota, Mucoromycetes, Mucorales, Lichtheimiaceae. The record is from RefSeq and is a predicted model, not a curated record. The coding region runs from base 1 to 1926 and encodes 641 amino acids. Gene Ontology annotation, molecular function: protein binding. The transcript is spliced from 5 exons.